AUGGAGCGCAAGGCGCGCUCGGCGCCGAUGCUGGAGAUCCUGGGGCGCCUGCCGCCCGAGCUCUUCCGCGUCGAGUUCUUCGGGGACGACACGAUCCUGAACCGGCCCGUGGAGGCCUGGCCGCGCUGCGACGCGCUCAUCGCCUUCUUCUCCAAGGGCUUCCCGCUGCAGAAGGCACAGGACUACGUGGCGCUGCGCCAGCCCGUGGUGGUCAACGACCUGGCCACGCAGUACGUGCUGCAGGACCGGCGCGAGGUCUACCGCGUGCUGCAGGAGCACGACGUGCCGACGCCGCGCCACGUCUUCGUGAGCCGCGACGGCUACGGCGGCCGCACGGAGCCGCCCGAGGUCGUGGAGGGCGACGACUUCAUCCAGGUGGACGGCGUGCGCAUCAACAAGCCGUUCGUGGAGAAGCCCGUAGACGGCGAGGACCACAACAUCCACAUCUACUACCCCAUGAGCGCCGGCGGGGGCUGCAAGCGCCUCUUCCGCAAGAUCGGCAACCGCUCGAGCGAGUACGACCCGCAGGUCAACACGGUGCGCUCCGGCUCGGGCUCGUACAUCUACGAGGAGUUCCUCUCCACGCAGGGAACGGACGUCAAGGUGUACACGGUGGGCCCGCACUACGCGCACGCUGAGGCGCGCAAGUCCCCCGUGCUGGACGGGCGCGUUGUGCGCGACGCGGACGGCAAGGAGGUGCGGUACCCCGUGAUGCUGUCCACCGAGGAGAAGCAGAUCGCGUACCGAGUGUGUCGCGCCUUCAAGCAGACCAUCUGCGGAUUCGACAUCUUGAGGGUGCGCGACGCCUCGUACGUGUGCGACGUGAACGGCUGGAGCUUUGUCAAGAACUCGGAGAAGUACUACGACGACUGCGGCAUCCUGCUGACGCAGUACCUGGAGCAGGCGCUGGCUGGGGGCACGAUGGUAGGCGACGACUUCGGCACGGACAGCUCGGCCUUCAGCUCUGUCACCUUCCGCUUCGCGCCUGAUGCGCCGCCCCCAAGCGCAGAGCUGUCGGAGCCCCCGACGGCGCACAGACACGCGAUGCUUCGCGGCCAGUCCUCGUCGAUCGCCGAGUCGGAAAUAUCGGAAGCCGACAGCAUCACGGACGGCAACGAAGACGGACUGUACCAAGAGGAGGAGCUUCGCUGCGUUCUGGCCGUGAUCCGACAUGGCGACCGCACGCCCAAGCAGAAGAUGAAGAUGAACGUCUGCCACCCGGCCUUCCUGCAGUUCUACGAGGAUCGACUGCGCGAAUCUCAGCAGGAGAACGGUGACGGAAAUGACUCCAAGAAGAAGAAGAAAAUGGAUCUGAAGAUUAAGGCCGUGGCGAACCUAGAGCGCCUGCUGCAGGUGAGCAAUAACCUGCUGCAGAAGUACGAGUCGCGCGACCCUGCGUUCAUGGACUUCCUCGAGCAGCGCGAGGUCAAGUUUGGGGAGGACGCGACGGACCGCGUCAAGGGAUAUCGCACACUGAGAGAUGUGCUGCAGCGCUGGCAGCUUGUGGGAAUCAACCGCAAGGUGCAGUUGAAGCCCAAAGAGUUUGUGGAUGUGCCUGUUGAAGGCGCGUUGGAGAAUGGUGAACAGCUGACGAGACGCCGCGUGAGCAAGUUGCUACUGAUCAUCAAGUGGGGAGGUGAUUUAACCCACACAGGCGAAGAGCAAGCCGAGCAUCUUGGCCAGAAGUUCCGACGCAUGAUGUACCCGGGCGGCGCUGGCGGUUUGAAUCGUCUUCACUCGACGUACCGCCACGACUUGAAGAUCUACACCAGUGAUGAAGGUCGUGUCCAGAAGACGGCAGCGUCCUUCGCUAAGGGGCUGCUGGAGCUCGAAGGUGACAUCAUUCCUAUCCUUGUUGGACUUGUGCUGAAGUCGAAGGACGCCGACUCGAUGCUGGACCAGUCUGGGUCUUCAGCCCAGGAAAUCAUCAUGCGGGUAAAGCAGCGUCUGCACAAGAUCAUCCACCGCGAGGACCAUUGCAGUCAAUUGAUUGACUCCAAUUCGCGGCUUAUUCGCUCUGUAGCCCUUGCGCUAACCAAGGUGGACCAACCGAUCAAGAAAAUGGGGAUCAUGCACAAGCUACUGAACUCGCUGAAGGAACAACUGACGCGGAUGAUCCAAGAGAAGGCGCAGUACCGCACAGAGAUCGACCGAUGGCAACAGAAGAAGGCUCAUGCUGGUCGGUUGAUCGCGCCCGCCAUGGGUCGGUCCGCGAGUGUGAACGAGCUGAACCAGCCGAGAAGCCGCCACGUGCAUUCCUACGCCCCCCGGAAGCAGCACAGCGAAGGCAGUAACAUUCCUAGCGACGCUGCCAACAGCAGCGUGGGCCUGCGCAAAAUGCGAGUACAAGAACCGCUGUCUCCUGAGGAGAUCAAGUACCCAGAGCCCUGUGGUCGUGAGACCCUCGAGGUGAUGCGCGAGCGGUGGGCAAAGCUGUACCGCGAUUUCUACGUUAAGAAGCGUGACACGUAUGACCUGUCCAAAAUUCCGGACAUCCACGACUGCAUCCGCUACGAUGCAGUCCACAACGCGCAUCUGAACUUGACCGACGUGCGCGAGCUCUUGGAGAUCUCCAGCGCGCUUUCACAUGCCCUCGUGCCGCAGGAAUACGGUAUCAACGUGGAUGAGAAGAUCUUCAUUGGGUCGGCGAUGUGUCGAACGCUGCUGUCGAAGAUUAACACCGAUUUGGAUCUGGCUCGCGGUCUUCGUCCCGAGCUUAUGAAGGACCACAACACCCAUCGCCUGAAUCCGUCGUACGCCAAGCAAAUCAAGUCCACGCACCGCUCAGUACGCACGCGCCUGUAUUUUACCAGCGAGUCGCAUUUGCACUCAUUAUUGAACGUCCUGCGCUACGGUCGGGAGGAAUGUACGGUGAAGAGUCCUAUUGGCGAGGAGUCUCGGAAGUGGAUCGAAGACAUUCCUGAACUUUGCUACAUGACGCACUUCGUGGUGCGGGUCUUCGAGAGGGUUCAGUACGCCCUUACGGAUCCUCAGCGCUUCCGUGUGGAGAUCUCUGUCUCUCCUGGAGCGGACCAAGACCCGCUGGUCUCCGACCCAGAGAAGCAGGUCGAAGUUGCACCGCUGAAGAUUAUUUCACGCGAGGGCCUCACGUGCCAGGAACUUGUUGACUACGUCGCCGACUGUAUCGACUUUGCCGAGCAGAACGAGAUCAAGGAGAUGAUCAGCCGCACGGUGGCGGCCAAAGGCAACGGCAGUCCCGAAAGCACGGCGGGCGGCAGCACCAACACCAGUGGGGACGUGACACCUGUGAAGCGCUCGAUGUACUCGCUCAGCAACAACAGCAGCGACAGCAACUUUAGCAGUGACAACUAG
Phytophthora sojae is the source of this 3333-nucleotide messenger RNA. RefSeq lists its product as hypothetical. The record is from RefSeq and is a predicted model, not a curated record. Lineage: Eukaryota; Oomycota; Peronosporomycetes; Peronosporales; Peronosporaceae. Gene Ontology annotation, biological process: inositol metabolic process; inositol phosphate biosynthetic process. Bases 1 to 3333 code for a protein of 1110 amino acids. Gene Ontology annotation, molecular function: ATP binding; metal ion binding; 5-diphosphoinositol pentakisphosphate 1-kinase activity. The transcript has a single exon.